UGUCUCCAUACCUCCAUGAUUAAACCCUCCGUUAAAAUUCUAGGUGUCACUGUAGACCACGCUCUGACUCUGGAUCAACAUGUGAAACUUCUGAUCAGUUCUUGCUUUUUCCAGUUGAGGAACAUAGCCAAACUGAGGCCCAUUGUGUCUCAAGCUGAGAUGGAGAUCCUUAUCCAUGCGUUUGGAUCAUCACGCCUGGAUUACUGCAACUCGCUGUUUACCUUUGUCAGCAAAACAUCUUUGGAUCGCCUGCAAGUGGUCCAAAACGCCGCUGCCAGACUGCUGACCAGGACUCCCAGGAGGUCCCACAUAACUCCAAUCUUAUCUGCUCUUCACUGGCUCCCCAUUAAGUCUCGAAUACAAUAUAAAAUCCUUGUGGUUACGUACAGAGCUCUGCACGGCCAGGCACCGCUCUACAUCACAGAUCUGUUACAGCCUUAUGUUACCAGCAGGUCCCUGAGGUCCUCCGAUCAGGGCCUGCUGGUAGUCCCUCGCUCAAGACUAAAAACUAAAGGUGACCGCGCGUUUGAGGUAGUGGCUCCCACUCUCUGGAACUCCCUCCCAGUUAAUCUAAGAUCAGCGGACACUGUCGACUCCUUUAAAAAGCAGCUCAAGACGCAUCUCUACAGUCUUGCUUUUCUGUGAUUCUGUUGUU
Molecule: messenger RNA, 655 nt
Organism: Salarias fasciatus (jewelled blenny)
Lineage: Eukaryota; Metazoa; Chordata; Actinopteri; Blenniiformes; Blenniidae
Exons: 1
Coding region: 16-645 (209 amino acids)
Source: RefSeq, a predicted model, not a curated record